Molecule: messenger RNA, 834 nt
Organism: Camelina sativa (false flax)
Lineage: Eukaryota; Viridiplantae; Streptophyta; Magnoliopsida; Brassicales; Brassicaceae
Source: RefSeq, a predicted model, not a curated record
AUGCAGAAGCUUGACCUAGUUAGGGAGAAUCUAUACCUAGGCGAUAUAUGCGCAGCUGCUGAGAUUCUCAAGAAUGGUAGCUCUGAGAUUUCACAUGUUCUUACGGUUUUGCACCACCCUUCCAUAUCUGUCUUCGAGGAAUGGCGUAACGUGAAACUAGAAUCAAAAGAAAUCAAGGAAGUGUAUGUUGGUGGUGGUGAUGGUCAAGACUCAUUACAAGGCAAAGAGUUUGCGACAGAGAGCGCGUUACCAUCAGAGAAAGGUGUGUUAGUUCAUUGCUUUGCUGGACAAUCUCGGAGUGCUUCUAUGGUUAUUGCGUAUCUUAUGAGGAUGGAAAAGCUCUUCGGGAAAGAAGCUUUAGCAUCAUUGAGACAAUGCGCUCAGGCUAGUUCCAAUCCUGGCUUCUUAAAACAGUUAGAUUUGUUUGAGAGAGUGAACUUCAAAGUCGACCGUUCCAGCCCUAUUUACAAGCACUUCCGUCUAAAAGCUUUAGGUUACUUAUAUAGCAAGGAUAAGAAAUUUGAUAGAUUGAAGUUGAGAGCUGAUCCGGAAAUAAUGUCGAAUGAGAGUAGUGGUAGUACGUACCAUUGCAAGAAGUGCAAGAGAAUUUUGUUGUUUCAAGAGCAAGUUAUUGAUCAUACUCCAGGUGAGGCUGAUUCAGAGUUCGAUGACAUGUUCAAAAACAUGAUAGGAGAGGUUCGCAACAAGAACCCCGAUGAUCCGAAACAAUGUACUUCCAUAUUCGUAGAGCCUAUCGAAUGGAUGAACACAAUGGAAGAUUUUGUGUCUGAAGGGAAGUUAUUGUGUCCUAAGUGUAGCGCNGACGAUGAAUAA